AUGAGAUACAAAAUCUUAGACAUUCGUGGGAAAGCGUGGAAGAGGCAAAAAAGUUUCUUCUUCGUUGGAGCAAAGCAUUACUUAAAAAAAAAACGAUCGCGCACAAUGACGGCUGAAGAAAGCUUCAAAAUGAAUAUCUUCUACAAAGUGUUGGAUAGUCUUUUGGUAAAGCUUUCAGAAAGAUAUAAAGUCAUUGAUACGGUUGCAAGCCGUUUUGAUGUAAUCAAUCCCCCCACUGACCCGAGAACAGAAGUUAUCCAGGAACAAGCACAAUGCAUUGCAAAUAGUUAUCCUAAUGAUAUUGUCAAGGAUGACCUUGAGGAAGAGCUUCGCCAUUUCGUCAAAUUUUCUCAACUUUUGGGAACAUCCACGAAAAGAAAUCGAGCUUUAAGCAUCGUGAACCACAUUUAUGAUAGGAAGCUUGAAUGCUUGUAUCCUCAGAUGAGUGUUGGCUUGGAUAAAUCCACGCCAGUAUGA
Molecule: messenger RNA, 477 nt
Organism: Paramuricea clavata
Lineage: Eukaryota; Metazoa; Cnidaria; Anthozoa; Malacalcyonacea; Plexauridae
Source: the annotation of a GenBank genome assembly